Messenger RNA from Adineta steineri, 3819 nucleotides. Lineage: Eukaryota; Metazoa; Rotifera; Eurotatoria; Adinetida; Adinetidae. The record is from the annotation of a GenBank genome assembly.
AUGAUUCAUCACGAUGAUCUUCUUUCACCAAGAUCUGUUAAAAAUCUUUCUAAUAAACCAUAUAAAGCCUUACAAACAUUACAUAAUGCUCAAAUUAGUGUUCGUUUACCAAAUCGUCUACUUAUUCAUGCUGUUGAUCAAUAUCUUAAAUAUUUACGAAACGAAACAAUUAAAAAUCAGACAAUCAAUAAUGAUUUAUCCAAUGGUGUAGUCAAUAAUAAAGAGAAGAUUCUAAUGGCUCCGCUUUCAUUAACUACAGAAACUUCACUCGAACGAACAGUUGAAGAUAUGGUAACUUUUGAAUUUGUUGAAAAAGUUCGUAAAUCAUUCAUGGAAGCUGAUACUGAUAAUACAGGUUAUUUGGAUGUUAGUGAAUUUACUGCAUUUAUGCGACAAACCUAUUCUGAUAUCACUGAUCGUGAAGCACAAAUCAUAUUCAUGAAAAUAGAUACAAAUUGUGAUGGAGAAGUUGAUCUUUCAGAAUAUUUAACAUAUAUUUUAUUUGAACAUCAAGAAAGAGAAAUUAUGUAUGAUAUGUCGAAACCAAUGCCUUAUCCAAAUAAUCCAAAAGAAUUUACAUUAAAAAAUCUAUCACUUGAUGUUUAUAUUGAUUUUCAAUUCUUUCCUGGAAUAUCACGAGCUGGUAUAAUUCUCGAUCAAAUUGAUUAUACCUAUGGACGAUAUAUAUCCAUAACACGUAAUGGUAUUGUAUCACAUUGGUCAUUAACAUUAAAACUUAUUCGAGAAUCAAAAAUUCAAUCAAUUGAACAAAGAAAACAAACUCUUCCAUUAUGGAUAACAUGUAUGUGUGUUUUACCAGAUAUGAAUUAUUUUGUUAUAGCAACUACUGAACGUGAUCUAAUUUUUUAUGAUAUUAAUUCACAUAUAUAUACAGGUUCUAUUAUAAUUAAUCAUUUUCCAGCUAGUUUAAGUACAAUUACAUAUCGAAUGAAUCUUAAAAACUCAUUUCAAUCAGCAAUUUUUUGUGGAGAUUCAUUAGGAAAUUUAUUUGUUUUUCAAGCUAAAGAUCAAUAUAAACCAAUGUUUCAUAUAUCUGAUACAAUACAUCAUAUGAAAUCAGAAUCAAUUAGAUAUUAUUCAUUUCCACGAAUUAUUAAUAAUGAAUAUUUAACAAUAUCAGUAAUUAAAUUUUGUAAUUUACAUUAUGAUUGCAUUGUACAAAUUAAAUGGAUUAAUGAUCUUGAUUUAUUUGUAUCAUGUGCAUUAACAUCAAAUAAAAGUUUAUAUAUCGGAGAUUUACAUAAAAAAACAGAAAAAUAUGCAAUGGCAAAAAAAGGUUUUGGAGUGUUUGAUUAUUGUACGGCUCAUCGAUCGAUCGUCACUGGUGGUAUUGAUGGUAUCGUUCGUUUUUGGGAUCCAUUUGUUACAGAACGAGCAGCAGCUAUUUUACGCGGACAUAAUUCUUCUAUUACUCAUCUAGUUGUUGAUAAUCGAGAAGCUCAUAUCAUCAGUAUUGAUAAAGGAAAAAAUAUUAUUGUUUGGGAUGUUCAAACAUUAAAAAUGAUACAACGUAUAUCACAUACAAUUCUUGAUCUAUCUGGACAAGAUUUAACAAUAUGUUAUUUAAAUCCAAUUCAACAAAAUUUAAUUAUUGGUAAUAGAAAACUUCUUUCAUUAUCACAUACCAAUGAAUUAUAUACACAUAAUGAACGAACAUCACAUUUUUAUCCUAUAACACAAAUACUAUAUAAUCCUCUAUUUAAUGUUAUCAUAUCAUCGGAUGAAAGCUCAACUGUCAAUAUAUGGAAUAUAGUAACUGGUGAAAAGAUAAUGCAUAUAUUAAAUGCACAUGUUACACAAUUUGAUGAAUAUAAUGAACAUGCUGUUGAAAUAACAGCUAUGUGUUUAGAUGAAACUAAACGUCGUUUAAUAACAGGUGCACAUGAUGGUUCAUUAGCAUUAUGGAAUUUUAAUAAUGGACAUAAUCUCUAUCGUAUUAAUUCAAAUGGAAUACAUGCAAAAGAAAUCACAGCAUUAUUACAUGAAAAUGAACGCUUAUUUGUUGCUGGUUGGUCAAGACGUAUUCGAGUAUUUCAUCUGGGUAAAUCAGUUGUUAUUCGACAAGCUAGUUAUGAUGGCGAUAUUAUCUUAUGGACUAUCGAAACAGGAAUGCCGUUUAUGAAAUUAAAUUCAUUUGAAGAUACUAAACCAAAACUUAUCUCACUUUCAUGGCUCUAUAAACAAACGACAAAAGGUGCAAUUCAAGCUAUUUUUCCAAAAUAUUUUUCUCGUCGACGAAUUAGAAAAUUACAAAGACGCCAUGUUGAUAAUACAGAACGAAUUCGUCAAUCAUUACUAAGUCAUCUUCGAACAAAUUAUGAGACAGCAGUUGAGAGCUCUUUAAAAUCUCAUACUAAUCUUGAAUCGAAUCAAUCAACAGUUUCAUCUGAUUAUCAUUUAGAUCAAUUGAUUUUUCUUCAUACACGUGAAGUAAAUCCUUUAACAGCAACUCUUGUUACUGGCGGUAGUAUGGGUUGGAUUUGGUGGUGGUCUAUUCAUGUAAUUGGAAAUUUAAUUGCCGUUUUUAAUGGAGCAAGAAAACCUCAAGAACAUAUUUUAGCAAUGUGUGUUGAUGAAAAAUGUAAUAUUUUAUUUACAUCUGAUACAGCUGGAUAUGUUGCGUUAUGGUUUAUUGGUGAUUAUGCUUGUAAACAACCGGAUUCAAAAGAAAAACAAAUGAAAUUAGUAGAAGAAAAAAAUCGAAUAUUAACUAAAUUUUCUUCUAAUUUACAUGCAACUACUAACGAAAUACAAGAAAUGAGAAAUCAAGCUGAACAUAAACUACGAGAUCAUUUAGGAACACCAUCAAUAACUAUAAAUCAAGAUCGAGCAACAUUUUUAACGAAUACUGUUAUUUAUCCUCAUUUAUUAAUUACAUAUCGUGCACAUCUUCGACCGAUAACAUCAAUAGUUUAUGCGAAUGAUCGUGAAAUUGUUAUAACAAGUUCAAUUGAUUGUACAAUACGAUUAUUUACUCUUACUGGACGAUAUAUCGGUUUUAUGGGUCAAUCAGUUUCAUGGGGAUUAUUAAGUUCAACGAUAAUAUUAAAGGAUUUACCAAAACGAAUUCCUGAAGAUAUACGUCGAAAAGGUUCAGCAACAACACUAGAAGUACUUCGUGGUGAUAUCGGAAAAAGAUGGAAAUUAUUGAAACAUACAAUUGUUGCAUGGACUUCAUUACCUAUAUUUCAAUAUUUUUAUCAUAAGAAAGAUGUUGAAAUUCAACAAUCAUCUGAUAUUAUUCAAGAACAAUCGAAUAUUCAUAAUGAAAUGAAUGGUUUAGUAAUAAAUCAUUCACAAAAAUUAGAUACUGAAGUUAGACACGAAUGGAUACAACGUCGUGAACGUCUUUAUCAUAGGAUUGGAUUAGAUCGUGUAGAUUUUGUAUCGAUUACUAAAAAACCAUCGAUUGAAUCAUUACUUAAAACUCAACGAGAUAAUUUUGGUAUUAAAAUGCCUGUACUUGGUCGAUUUGUUCGAAAAUAUAUGCAACAUAGACCGAAAUCUGACUUCAAACAUUUAAAAAUUCAUGGUGGAAAAGCAAUUAUUUAUUCUCUAUUACCGUUAGCACCAUCACCAGAUAAUAUUCCUGAAAUCAUAUUGAAUUCUGAUGAAAUUCAAAAUGAUACUUUUUCAGAAUAUAGCGGUACAAAAUUGAAAGAGAAAGAAAGAUUAUCAUCUCUAAAAUUGAAUGGAAAUUCAAUUAUUCCUUCUAGCGAAUUAUUUAUAAAAGAAGAUAAAUUACCUAGAAUAAAAAAAAGACAAAAUCGUCAAAUAUGUUAUUUGAAUAAAUUUUGA